Molecule: messenger RNA, 1790 nt
Organism: Meriones unguiculatus (Mongolian gerbil)
Lineage: Eukaryota; Metazoa; Chordata; Mammalia; Rodentia; Muridae
Gene: Rcl1
Product: RNA terminal phosphate cyclase like 1
Exons: 9
Coding region: 126-1247 (373 amino acids)
Biological process (GO): endonucleolytic cleavage of tricistronic rRNA transcript (SSU-rRNA, 5.8S rRNA, LSU-rRNA); ribosome biogenesis
Cellular component (GO): nucleolus
Molecular function (GO): RNA endonuclease activity
Source: RefSeq, a predicted model, not a curated record
CCGCUCCCCUCUGACCCGGUGUCUAGUCUCUCUGUCUUCCUGUUCCAAACCACGUGGACGCGUCGGGGCCCCGCUGUGGUCCCGGUGGCGCUCCCCGCUCCCGGGCCUCCGCCGACGGCGCGCACAUGGCGACCCAGACGCACUCCCUCAGCUACGCGGGGUGCAACUUCUUGCGCCAGCGGCUGGUCCUGUCCACCCUGAGCGGGCGCCCGGUCAAGAUCCGCAGGAUUCGGGCCAGGGACGACAACCCGGGCCUCCGAGAUUUUGAAGCAAGCUUUAUAAGGCUGUUGGACAAAAUAACUAAUGGUUCUCGAAUUGAAAUCAACCAGACAGGAACAACCUUAUAUUACCAACCUGGCCUUCUGUAUGGUGGAUCUGUGGAACAUGACUGCAGUGUCCUCCGUAGCAUUGGCUAUUACCUGGAGGCUCUGCUUUGCCUGGCCCCAUUUAUGAAACACCCAUUAAAAAUUAUUCUGCGAGGAGUGACCAAUGACCAAGUGGACCCUUCGGUUGAUGUUCUUAAGGCAACAGCACUCCCUCUGUUAAAACAGUUUGGGAUUGAUGGAGAAUCAUUUGAGCUAAAGAUCUUGCGACGGGGAAUGCCUCCUGGAGGAGGAGGCGAAGUGCUUUUCUCGUGCCCCGUGAGGAAGGUCCUAAAACCCGUGCAGCUCACAGACCCAGGGAAAAUCAAGCGGAUCAGAGGAAUGGCGUACUCUGUGCGUGUAUCACCUCAGAUGGCAAACCGGAUUGUGGACUCUGCUAGGAGCAUCCUCAACAAGUUCAUACCCGACAUCUAUAUUUACACAGACCACAUGAAAGGCGUCAAUUCUGGGAAGUCUCCAGGAUUUGGGCUGUCGCUGGUUGCAGAGACUACAAAUGGUACCUUCCUGAGUGCUGAACUGGCCUCCAAUCCUCAGGGCCAAGGGGCAGCAGUGCUUCCUGAGGACCUCGGCAGGAAUUGUGCAAAGCUGCUACUUGAAGAAAUCUAUAGGGGUGGAUGUGUGGACUCGACCAACCAAAGUCUAGUUCUGCUGCUCAUGACCCUUGGACAGCAGGACGUUUCCAAAGUCCUGCUGGGACCACUCUCCCCCUACACGAUAGAAUUUUUGCGGCAUUUGAAGAGCUUUUUCCAGGUUAUGUUCAAAAUUGAAACCAAGCCAUGUGGUGAAGAACUCAAGGGUGGGGACAAAGUGCUGAUGACCUGUGUUGGUAUUGGCUUCUCUAACCUCAGCAAGACCCUCAAGUGAUCCUAUCCCAACGUCUGGCUCCGUUGGGUAUGGAUGAAGCAGCAGCUGCCAAGGACCAAAGGGACCAAGUCCAGAUGCAUCCAUCCAGGACAGGACAGCCUCUCAACGUUAAAGACUUUGUUCUUUUUCCACUGAAAAUACUGAUAUGCAAAUAAAAGGUGACUAUCGUGUGGCUUCCAACUGUUCUCCAGUGACAGCAACAUUGCUUGGAGGCCCAGGCUAUGUGGGCUUCCGGGCUCACCUGGAGGAGGGGCCCUCAAUAGUGGUCAUGCUGGCAGCACUUCUGUUUCUCUGGCCUGUGGUUUGGUGUAGGGAUUAAUGUGACAGUGCUCAUCACGGCAGACCAUGAGACUGCCAGAGGCUGGGCAUCUGCCCGUUGUGUCUCUUGUCUUGUGAAGAACUUGCUUGCCAUGGGCACAUGCUGAACUUGAUCUGGUAGAUUGUGAGGGUCUGGUGGUCGGGAUGGGGGGGUAGCUAUGGAAUGUGCCAAGUGUUUCCUUUAUUCCAGGUAUGCCAUAAAUUUCUGGUUUUAGUCUUCUGAUA